Molecule: messenger RNA, 2788 nt
Organism: Monodelphis domestica (gray short-tailed opossum)
Lineage: Eukaryota; Metazoa; Chordata; Mammalia; Didelphimorphia; Didelphidae
Gene: RRP7A
Product: ribosomal RNA processing 7 homolog A
Biological process (GO): rRNA processing; ribosomal small subunit assembly
Cellular component (GO): CURI complex; UTP-C complex
Molecular function (GO): nucleic acid binding
Source: RefSeq, a predicted model, not a curated record
UGUCCUCUGCACAGGCCUUGGGAAAGCGAUUACGGGCUGGGGGCUUCCUUCCCGGGCAGCCUGCCCAGGAGGGCCCAGAGGAGGCAGGGCUGGCUUCUGGGGGCCCAGUAGGGAAGGAGGGGGGUGGCGUGAUGCCCUCAGCCCGCAGCCUGGGCGAGCACAAAGCGACGCAAAUGCGGCAGCAGGGAUCGCCAUGACCGAGAAUGCCGACAUCUGCCGGCUUGAAGUGGCCAUGGGAGCCUCGGGGCGACCAGAGAGAAACGCUCUUCAACUCUCUCCACGCGUCACUUCCGGGACUCCGCAAUGACUACUUCCGCCUCACCAACCAACCACGAAUUACGACUCCCGGCAGCCCACGCUGCUUUCCGUCAUGGCUGCGGGGAAGAAAACGCGUGUGGAGAAGGCGCCGGCCGGUGCUCUGAGUCCGCCUGGGUACCGAGCCGUCCCCAUCCAGUUCUCCCCGGAGCGGACGGCCUCCCACUACCUGUAUCUCAAGGAACACCGAGUCCGUGAGGGCACCGGGUCCGCCUGGCCUCCGGGCCGCACGCUCUUCGUCCUCAACGUCCCCCCGUACUGCCCAGAGGAGCGCCUGGCCCAGCUCUUCUCCGACUGCUGCGGACCAGUCCAGAGCGUGAAGCUGCACCCGAAGCCGGACCUUUCCCAGCGGCCCGGAGAGCCCUCAACAGCCGCAGCCUCCGAGCUCUUCCGUCCAAAGCCUGUGCCGGGCUUCCAGGUGGCGUACUUGGUGUUCAGGAAGCGGGCGUCCGUGCAGAAGGCCGUGGCCCUCCAGGGGCCUCUGAUCGUCUCUACUGAGAGCUGCCCAGUGAAGACGGGCAUCGAGAAGUGGAUAGCGGACUAUGCGGCCUCUUUGGGGGACCCCGAGGCCCUCAGGGUGGAGGUGGACAAGUUCAUGGAGGAAUACGACAAGAAGGUGGCCCAGGAGGAUGCCCGGGCUGAGGCAGAAGAGGGGGUCCCUGAUGAGGAAGGCUGGGUGAAGGUGACCCGCAAAGGCCGGAGGCCCGGCCUGCCCCGCUCCGAGGCUGCCAGCCUGCGCGUACUGGAGAAGGAGAAGCGCAAGAAGGCCCGCAAGGAGCUGCUCAACUUCUAUGCCUGGCAGCACCGGGAGACCAAGAUGGAGCACCUGGCCCAGCUGCGGAAGAAGUUCGAGGAGGACAAGCAGAGGAUCGCCCUGAUGCGGGCUCAGCGCAAGUUCCGCCCCUACUGAGGAGUCGGUGGGGGGCCCUCAGCAAGCUGUGCCUGGUGUCUGGAGGAUGUGAAUGCGGCCCCCCCCCAGGAUCCCUGCACAGGCCACACUCAUACAGGAAGAGGAGGCUUUAUUGUCGAGCUGAGGCGCCCCAGGAGGCCAUUGGGGGGCUGGGCACUCGUCCCCGCGCCUGCCCCAGACGGUGGCGCCGCUCCAGGGCUACAGAUGGGCCUGGGCCGGCCCCUUGUCCUCCAGGAAGUGAGUGAUGAUUCCGGCCACCCUGUGGGGCUCCUGCAUGUGGACGUAAUGGCUGCCCUCCACCAAGACUAUCCGGCAGCGCUGGAAAGGAGGGCCCGCCGUGAGUGACCACCCACGGGUCUGAGCAGGGGGCAGGGGGCCCACCCGGCCGGGGCUCACCUCCUUGAGGGUGCUCUCUAGAAAGUCUUGAACCUGCUUCGUGCUGUCCUCGGGCUUCGUGCUGUCCUCGGGGUCUUGGACCUUGAAGUAGCUGUAUCCGCCUUUGGCCCUGCAGGGAGAGGGGGUCGCUGCGAGGGUCCCCCGCUGCCCUGCCCUCCGUUUGGGGGUACCCUGUCCUGGGCUGGGGCAGGGAGGGGCAAAGGUCCUUCCAGCCCCCCGACCGCAGGCAGCCUGGCCAGAGGAAGGGGGAGGGGAUGAGGGGCUCCCUGGGCCGGCCGGCCGGUCCCACUUACUUGAUGAUGAGCAUCUGGGCCUGGAUUUUCUGGCAAAAGUGCACGGCCUGCUCCGGGCUAAGGAAAUCGAAGGUGUUCUCUGGCUACAAGGAGAGAGCCGUCGGCCCGGGGAAGAGCUGAGGCAGAUGCCAAGGGCAGGGCUUGCUGCCUAAUCCCGUGUUCGAGUUCUGACACUUCGAUCAGCAAGGUGGGAAGGAGGUACAGCGGGCAGAGAGGGGUCCUGCAGUCCAGCCUCCCACUCUCCAUCUGUGAAAUGGGCCCAUCUCCCAGGGUGGUAUGUAGGGAAGGCCCUGCAGAGGUGCUCUCUGAGCUGGGCACCAGCUUGUUUGGGGGCCCUGCCAAAGGCAGCCCAAAGGGGCCUGGGAAAGAGCACACACCCUCCCCGAGGGCAGAUCGCAGCCCCUCCCCAGAGGACCUGCUCUGGCCUGCCAACAAGCUAGGAGGUGCUUGGCAGGUGCCCUGCUCUCCCAGGGUUGGCCUGGCUGGCGCUCCCCAACCCUCCCUCCAGUGCCAGCCCAGCGUCCUCCACCUUUGGAGUCAUCACUGGCUUCCCUUGGAUUGGCAUUCAAGGAUCUGCUCUAGAAAGCUGCCCCCAGUCGUGUGCCCCCCAGCCAAGGCCAAGGUGGACUCCCCCACCCCCACCCCAGUCCUGGGAAGGUGAGGCGCCCAGCCAGAGGGAUCUCCUGACACUUUGCCCCCAGAUUCUUUGGGGAAAGAUCCUGCCCUCGAGUCAUGCCACAGUGCCUUGGACUCUGGCACGAUGGGGGUGGGGAGGCAGCAGACGGGUGAGGGCGGUCAAAUGCCCAGUCUCUGAGCCUGCACUUGGCCCAGGCCCGGCCCUGCUUCCUCUCAUUAAUAAAUGUCUAAUAAAGCC